Molecule: messenger RNA, 4450 nt
Organism: Scomber scombrus (Atlantic mackerel)
Lineage: Eukaryota; Metazoa; Chordata; Actinopteri; Scombriformes; Scombridae
Gene: prkaa1
Product: protein kinase, AMP-activated, alpha 1 catalytic subunit
Exons: 9
Coding region: 74-1786 (570 amino acids)
Biological process (GO): intracellular signal transduction; protein phosphorylation
Cellular component (GO): cytoplasm
Molecular function (GO): protein serine/threonine kinase activity; ATP binding
Source: RefSeq, a predicted model, not a curated record
CACACACCGCGGAGCUCGGUCCAUCUCUUCCCGCAGCUAGCUAACCCCGCAAGCAAAGGCCACUGCGGGAAAGAUGGCGACGGAAAAAACCAAACAUGAAGGAAGAGUUAAAAUAGGACAUUACAUUCUCGGAGACACGCUCGGAGUGGGGACAUUUGGAAAGGUUAAAGUGGGCCAACAUGAGCUGACCAAACACCAAGUUGCGGUGAAGAUCUUGAACAGGCAGAAGAUCCGCAGUUUGGACGUGGUGGGAAAGAUCCGCAGGGAGAUCCAGAACCUCAAGCUUUUCAGGCACCCUCACAUAAUUAAACUGUAUCAGGUUAUUAGCACCCCUACAGAUAUCUUCAUGGUGAUGGAGUAUGUCUCAGGAGGAGAGCUUUUCGACUACAUCUGCAAAAAUGGAAAGUUGGAUGAAAAGGAGAGCCGUCGGCUGUUCCAGCAGAUUAUUUCAGCAGUAGAUUACUGCCACAGACACAUGGUGGUGCACCGAGACCUCAAACCAGAAAAUGUGCUGCUGGAUGCGCACAUGAAUGCCAAGAUUGCAGACUUUGGUUUAUCAAACAUGAUGUCUGAUGGGGAGUUCCUACGUACAAGCUGUGGUUCUCCAAACUAUGCUGCUCCUGAGGUUAUCUCAGGAAGGUUAUAUGCUGGUCCAGAGGUGGAUAUCUGGAGCAGCGGGGUCAUUCUCUAUGCCUUGUUGUGCGGGACACUUCCUUUCGACGACGACCAUGUGCCAACACUCUUUAAGAAGAUCUGUGAUGGGAUCUUUUUCACCCCCCAGUAUCUGAACCCUUCAGUAAUAAGCCUCCUUAAACACAUGCUGCAGGUGGACCCCAUGAAAAGAGCCACCAUCAAAGAGAUCAGAGAGGAUGAUUGGUUCAAACAGGACCUACCCAAGUACUUGUUCCCUGAGGACCCCUCCUACAGCAACAACAUGAUUGACGACGAGGCCCUGAAGGAGGUCUGUGAGAAGUUUGAGUGCACGGAGGAGGAGGUCCUGUCCUGCAUAUACAGUCGCAACCACCAAGAUCCAUUGGCUGUUGCCUACCAUCUCAUUAUCGACAAUCGUCGCAUCAUGAAUGAAGCCAAGGACUUCUACCUGGCGUCCAGCCCUCCCGACUCUUUCCUAGAUGACCAGCACCUAACCUCGUCAGCUGUGGGCAUUUUGAAGCCCCACCCUGAGCGUGUACCCUUCCUCGUGGCGGAGACUCCUCCCAGGCCUCGCCACACACUGGACGAACUAAACCCCCAGAAGGUUAAGCACCAGGGUGUUAGAAGGGCCAAGUGGCACCUGGGUAUCCGCAGCCAGAGCAGGCCCAAUGACAUCAUGUCAGAAGUGUGUCGUGCCAUGAAACAGCUGGAUUAUGAGUGGAAGGUUGUGAAUCCAUAUUAUUUACGUGUGAGAAGGAAGAACCCGAUUACUGGGAUGCAAACCAAGAUGAGCCUUCAACUCUACCAGGUGGACAGUAGGACCUACCUCCUUGACUUUCGUAGCAUAGACGAUGAUAUGUUGGAGACAAAAUCUGGAACUGCUACUCCUCUCCGCUCUGGAUCUGUGGGCAACUACCGCACCACAAUUAAGAACGAUGUAGAUGGUGCAGAAGCUCCAGCUACGUCUAGCGCUGUGCAUCCCACCAAGGCCGCAGAAGGCUCAUUAGCUUCAUCGUUGACCUCAUCCAUCGACUCAACGGGAGGAGCGGACAUUGCGUCCGUCCCUCGACCAGGAAGCCACACCAUCGAGUUCUUUGAGAUGUGCGCAAAUCUUAUUAAACUUCUUGCACGAUAGCUUGCAAAACAAUCGCUAGCCUUUUUCUCCUCUCCGAGUGUCUUUAUAGCAAUAAGCAUGCAACCGAUUCAUGGCUCAAUUCAUCCCGGCUGAGGAUGAAGCGAUUGUUCCAUGGCACUGAUGCAGGUUGGCGUUCCCUAAGCUGAAGGGACGUAUACUGAGCUGGCAGGAGAUGUAAGGGGUUAUUGAGAAAGAUGAAUGACAAGCUACUUUAAUAGCAAGGACAGAACAACAUUUAGGAGAAGGUUUUACAAUUUCCUGAUCAAUUUAAUAGCAAAUGUCCACAUCCCACCUAUACAUAUAUGCGCAAGUGAUUACACUGAAUUUUCUGUACUGUAGCCAGUGAGCACUGCUUUCCAGUACAGAGAACAAGAUCAAGUUUUUGCCUGCAGAGAAAGGAGGCCACAAGUUGAGUGUUUUGGUGUUUGGAUGGCAGUCGUAUAGGAUGCAGGAAGCACUUUUGCACAAGUUUCUUUUAUUUCCUGCUGCUCUUGUUUUUCUCUCAGUGGGGGAUCAGAAAAACGGUGCAGAUGUAUCGGGACGCUGCACUGGCUCUAACCAGGGCUGUCAUGCCCAUUCCGCUCAUUGGACUCUGAAGAAGUGCAAUGACCCCUGUAUUUCUGUCUUGUCAGGGACAAAAAGAAUGCUUCAUCAGAUUUAUGUUUGGUUUUCUUUCUUUUUUUUGUGAAUUUGUGUUGUCAGAGACUAAAUUUUCAUGGUUUUGUCCUUGUUGUAAAAAUCUGGUUGAAUCUGUCUGUCCCCUACAUUUUUAUAUAAAGACGUGAAUAUAUUUAUCAGUGCGUUAAGUGGACAGAGUGUUGGAUCUAUUGGAAAUAGAAAUGUGUUUUUUUCUUUCUUGCAUUAAGAUCUAUUGCUGGAUGGUAUAUAUUUUCCUUUUUUACUGUCUUGUUUUUAAAUCAAUAUCACAGUUUUGUUUCCUUCAAUCACAGUUAUUCUGAUACUUGAUUGUCUUUCCAGAUUAAUAUAGUCAUGGAAAAUACCUCUUACCAUUUAAGAGGUAUUUGCCAUGACGGUCAAAAUCCAGAAUUAUAUCAUUUUCAGUGUCACAUAUUAAAAUGACAACUUGAUUUUGACUUUAUUUUUCAUUGUAUUUUCUCUAUUUCUUGUUUUAUUAGCAGAUUAAUGAUUAGGAUUUGAGUAUGAUAACUGAGUGAAAUGCCUUUUGCCUACAUUCAAUUCGUAAAUGCCAAUUCAUCACAAGUGUGUGUAUAGACCUCAGGUCUCAAUUUGAAAAUUAGUAAUAGCGAUUACAUGCAUUGCAUGGACAAUGUAUUGGCAGGAGAAUACAUCCAAAACAUUGCCAUUUUUGGGUAUGUUUGUUUGACUGCCCACACAUUCCCUUGAAGGUUAACCUUGGAAACAAAAGGUUUACAUACUGUAUGUUUAAACCUGAAACAGACUUGUGAGCUCGAAACUAUAAAGUCCUGCGUGGGUACACGUAUUACAAUUCUGAUAAAUGGAAAAAACAAAAACCCAUCAUACACAGCAUUAAGAUCAUGAAUGUGUGGCUGAUUUUAUAUUUGAUUAAAAACAGCCAGACAGAACCUUAUACUUGCGAGUUCACAAAGUGUUAAGUCUUUAUUCGUAAGUAUGAUGCGUCUUCCUCCAUUUCUGUUCCAGAGUCUUAACGUUUUACAGUAAGUGAUUUCUGUUGUUUGGCUGCCUUAUCAUUAUCAGUACUGUUAAAUCGGUUUUUAUGUCAUUAAAAGUCUGAAAUCAGUCCUGGUCAGAAUUAUUGGCACAUUUUACAAUUUUAAGGAUUCAAGUCCACAAAUUAUUGUCAGUGUUGUUAAUUCACAAUAAAUGUUUGUUUAAAAAAAAAAAUCACAUUAUUUUAAGUGUUGGCAUUUCAAAAUUCUCAAAAGCAGAACUUAAAAUAAACAUCUGAUUGUAUUCUUGCCAAACUGUUGUAGACCUCAGUAACUGCUACCAUCUUUCACUAAUGGUAAUAGGAAAACACAACUGAGCCAGGAUUGAAAUACCUUUUGGAUGUUUUCAUAGUGAUAUCAAACACUUGUUAGUGUUAGGUUUUUUUACAUUCAUUAGGAGGUGUCAGCAGUUGCUGAAGUCUGGGUUUGGAGAGUUAAACUCUCUACAGCUUUAAACAUCUAAAUAUUUUGUUUGUAAAUGAUUUUACAUUUCACAUGACAAAAUCUUUAAAGAGUGACAAUAAUUGUGAUCGUCUUGUUUCUCUCGCUGUCCUGACAGGCAGGUUUGGACUGAACUCUUUAGUUGAUAUUUGACCUUAAUGUCUCAGUUUUAAACUAGAGUUUAUUACAUAUAGUGAUCAUGGUUAAUGAAUACACUAUGGUCUUUAAAGAUAUUGUAAAACUAAACAUUUUUUGUUUUGAAGGGAAGUUGCAAGCUCUUAUAACAAAACUUGUCAUGGGUUACAUGGUGGGUUUUGUGGGAAAGAGGAAUGUGUGAAAAAAUGACCUUUUGACAGCUUAUGGAGUAGUGUCCUAGUGGACUGUUAGCAGUUAAAUUCUGUCAGUCUGUUUGAACUGCUUCAAAUAAAUAUUGUUCUAUUUUUGUUUGGUGUGUAAAGGGACCCUACCAGAUUGAUCAGUGUAAAUCUGAAUGGACAGUGUUGAAAAUCAUUUGUAUACACAACUGCCUAAUAAACUGCUAAAUUGCACACAA